Molecule: messenger RNA, 2703 nt
Organism: Lytechinus variegatus (green sea urchin)
Lineage: Eukaryota; Metazoa; Echinodermata; Echinoidea; Temnopleuroida; Toxopneustidae
Exons: 13
Coding region: 169-1911 (580 amino acids)
Cellular component (GO): extracellular region
Source: RefSeq, a predicted model, not a curated record
AAUAACCCAGAAAGACUGGUCAUAGUCAUUAGCUAAGCUGAAUAAGGAAAUGAAUUUACGGUGACUACACUAAUAGUUUAUAAGGAAAUGAUAUACUUUAGCCAUAAACAAAUCAUUAGAGCACAGUCUACAAUCAACUUUCAAGCAUACCACAAUAAAGCUUAGAAGAUGUCGCCUUUGACGGAUUGCCGUCGCAUAAUUUUGCUGUUUACCAUCGUCUUCUCUCCCGGUGUGUGGGGAACGGAAUUGGAAGAGAAAAGGGUAAACGUUGAUACCAGUAAAGCUCUUUAUUUUAGGGAAACCCGUGAUUUAUCAGCCCAAAAUAGGGUACAUAGGGUCGGACAAGGUACAAUUAUUGGCGUCGUAUACGAGAGAACAUCGUCAUCAUCCUCGGCAUCGUUUGGAAAUGUCGGCGGUGAGGAGAGGAGGUUGAGGAGAGAAAGUGAUGAUGCAGGUCGUCAUAGGAGCAGACGAUCAACAGAUUUCUCCUCAAUGGAUGAAGAUGCUAUCGUUGCUAAGCACAACGAGGGAAGGAGUAUGGUUUCACCCGAAGCUGCCAAUAUGAAGACUAUGGUUUGGAACAUAGCGUUAGCAUCGAUGGCACAGGAAUGGUCUGACGGCUGUUACUACGAGCACGGUAACCCAGAGAAUGACUCUGGCUUCUCUGCUGUGGGCCAGAAUCUCUACAUCAAAUGGGGCCUUUCCGCACCGGGGACCCCUCCCGAUGGGACGGCUGCUACACAAGCCUGGUACAAUGAAUAUCAGUUUUAUAACUAUGAUGAUGGGACAUGCCAGGCCGGUGAGCAGUGUGGGCACUAUACCCAGAACGUAUGGGCAUCGACAUACGCAGUUGGUUGUGGGUUGACAUUCUGUUCUACAGCAACGGAUGCCUCUGGCAAUGCCUACAAUGGUGCUUGGCUCAUAACGUGUAACUACGGACCCGCUGGUAACUAUGUAGGCGCAUCCCCUUACGUGAGUGGGCCACCGUGUACCAAAUGUGAGAGUGGCAGUGGUCUAUGCAAGGAUAAUCUAUGCAGUGACUGUUCACCCUCAGAAGCUGAAUGUGAAUGCAGGGCCACUUGUGAUAACUGCGGAACACUAAACAGUGACUGUACAUGUACAUGCGCAGAUGGCUGGCAUGGCUCCGAUUGCGCAACUUACUGUGAAGAUACACAUGAAUACUGUGGAGCUAGUCCUGGCUGGCCUCUCAGCUGGUGUGAUAGGAGUUACGUCAUGGAUGGAUGUCCUGCAUUUUGUUCUUUAUGUAAUGCUGAAGACCCAGAUUUUGUGUGUAUCGAGACGACAACAUCGACAACGAAUGUUGCUGUCACUUCGUGCUCUCUUUCUAACUGUCUGCAUGAUUCGGCUUUUGAUGAAGAAAUGUGUAGAUGCAACUGUACCGGAAGUUAUUAUGGGAACAUUUGCCAGCAUGCAGCUAGUCGAAGAAAUAAUGGAGUUCUUAUUCUCCUAUUUGAAGACUUCGAAGACUGGAAUUCCAUUCAAGGAAGCGUGAUGGGAGCUCUUCGAACAAGCGUCAUCAACUAUUGCAGUACCAGGCAAUCAACAUGCUGUCCAGCUGCAAACAAUACUAACAUUGAUUUUGCUUCUACCGGUGUCACCUUGGAUGACGAAUAUCCUAAGAUUACUUUAGAUUAUUCAUCAGCAGCUUACUGGAUACUAGUAACUGGGAUCUCUCCUGUCGCUCCCGGGCUGUGUCGUCAAAACGAUGGUGGCUUAUUAAGCGCUGAUGUCGUCCUCGCAGCUAUUAGACAAGACGAGACCAGUCUUGAAUCAAGUCUAGGCGUUAAUAUCGAGACAAUGAAGGAAAGCAGUGCUACACACCUAGUCUUUUCGCAGACUCUCAUCAUGUUAAAUAUGUUACUUGCUUACGUUCUCUGUCUAGGCUUCUAGGCCUGCACACUGGAGGCUAUAAUGUACAAAAAUACAAUCACAUUCAUUUUGUUGGAAAAAAAAUGUAUAUUUAUUUCUUAGUUGUGAAAAUAGAUCAUGACUUGUGUUGCAAUACAAUCGGAGGAAGUCGUAUAUAACUUAUUUUCUCUAGCAUUAUGUUAACAAGAAGUAUGAAUUUAGUUGUCUUUCAUCGUCUAUCUCGCAAUCUAGUCUCUAUUUUAUAUAAUUAUGAUAUCAUAUAUCAUGAUAUGAUAUUAUUGAUAACUUUCGACAGGAAAUAUGCAGGUGUGUCAGUUUUUGGAUACCAAAAAAGGGUGUGUUUUCUUUCAAAGUUCAAAGUUGUUAUUACAUUCGUGUAUUUUUUUUUACAACAUUUGUAUUUUUAUAUUAAUGUUAUAGUGAUUGAAUUAAUUGCUGGGCAAUUCUUAGUUUUUUUACAUUAUUUCUAAAUAUAAUUUUGUACUUGAUUUUUUUUAUUGCAAACUGUAAGGACCGCAUAUGACAUGUAUGAGUCGGUAAUCUGCAAGCACCAUGCGUUUAUGCCAACUCGUCCAACUCGUAUAAUUGUCGAUAAAGAUCAUUAUGAAUGAUGAUUGUCGUUGAAAAUAUUUCUUAAUAUGCAUAUCACUGAGUAGGAACGUGCCAUGAUUAAAUGUUUGUAAUGAAACUUGUUUGUAUAAUGCAAUAAUGAAGAAGGGAGCAUGUUAUAAAACAAAUAUAGUCAAUACUUUUCACUGGCUACUGAUAUAAGCUACUAUCAUUCCAUCUGAGUGGCUCAGAAUAAAAUACUAC